Messenger RNA from Pieris brassicae (large cabbage white), 2329 nucleotides. Its product is annotated as sodium/potassium/calcium exchanger 4-like. The record is from RefSeq and is a predicted model, not a curated record. Bases 89 to 1672 code for a protein of 527 amino acids. Gene Ontology annotation, molecular function: calcium, potassium:sodium antiporter activity; calcium channel activity. Gene Ontology annotation, cellular component: membrane. The transcript is spliced from 10 exons. NCBI's taxonomy places the organism in Eukaryota, Metazoa, Arthropoda, Insecta, Lepidoptera, Pieridae. Gene Ontology annotation, biological process: intracellular calcium ion homeostasis; calcium ion transmembrane transport.
UGUGAUUCGGAUCGCUGGCUGAUCCACAAUGGCGAAUUAACUCGAUAUUAUUCUUACAUCGGCUCGACAAUAUUAUUAGUCGGUUGCAAUGAUGUACAGACUGGCCAUCGGUGCUCUAUGUACAUUCUGCGUCUGCGCAGUGACCGCCAUCGAAGAUUUUAAUACAAGCAGCGAAGUUGUGUAUGUAACAAGAGUUAAUAAGAAUGGUGACGUCGAAUACAUAAGCGAAGACCUGAUGCGUCGGCUCGAUGAGGAAGCUGAGAAUUGGCACUGGACACCUUGGAUCAGAACAAGAACACAGGUUGUCGACAAAUAUGUCACAGACAUUACAUGUUUCUCUGAAAAUUCCAUUGACAGUUUUCCGCCUGGAAUCUUUGAUGAUGUACAACUGCGACAGGGUGGGUUCAUGUUAUACGUUCUUUUUGGCCUCUACGCGUUCACGUUACUAGCUAUUGUGUGCAACGAUUAUUUCAUUCCGUGUGUGGAACUCAUUUGCGAAGAUCUGAAGAUACCACAGAAUGUAGCGGCUGCAACAUUUAUGUCAGUCGCGACUUCAUGCCCAGAAUUCUUCGUGAACGUUAUUUCGACCUUCCUUACGCAGUCUGAUAUGGGAAUCGGUACUAUUGUCGGUUCGGCUCUGUUCAACAUUCUUGGUGUUGCCGCUAUAGGAAGCCUGGCUGCUGCAUCGCCUAUCAAGAUUGAUCGUCGGCCGGUAACAAGAGAUGCAUUAAUUUAUAUGAUCAAUGUAAGCGUACUAGUGGUUAUCGUAUGGGAUGGAGAGGUGAUAUGGUAUGAAGCUCUAGUCCUAGGGCUCUUAUACAUCAUAUAUUUCUUCGUGAUGUUCAACAGUAUGAAGCUAUUUGCACUCUAUGAUAAAAUUGUCGGAUGCUGCUGCCGAAAGCCUGAAUAUGUCGUCAACGAAGUGGACAAGUCGACUGAAGAUGGUAUUGACAACAAAGCAUUUAGUUCUGAAAAUAUUUCAAAUGGCAACACUGUUACGGACAAACAGAUAGAAGAAAAAGUUGAAGAAAAACCAACAAAAUCAAUAUUCAGAUUUCCAAGUAAAAAAUCGCUGCUUUAUAAAAUAUGGUGGCUCUACAGCUGGCCUCUAAGACUAGUGUUAUCCUGCACAAUACCUUCACCAGUUACGCACCGGAGAUUUUAUCCUAUCUCAUUUAUUAUGUGUAUUGUUUGGAUUGGUGGAAAUUCAUACUUCGUAUCUUGGAGUAUGACUGUCUUAGGGCACACAUUUUUGAUUCCGGAUUCGGUAAUGGGAAUGACGUUUUUGGCCUUCGGAGGAUGUUUGCCAGAGGCACUAUCGAUCUAUAUAAUGUCCCGACGAGGUGAAGGCGGUAUAGGAGUUUCCAACGCUUUGGGAGCAAAUUCCUUGGCAAUACUCUUCGCUCUCGGAAUGCCAUGGAUGAUACAAACCCUAACAUUCCUCGUCCAGGGCUCGGAGAUCACUUCUGUAUACAUUAACUCUGGGGGCAUAGAUUUCGUGGUCGCCUCUCUGCUCCUAGCCGUAGCUGCCCUCUGGGCUGUCUUGUACAUUGGAAAAUUCCACCUUCGCCGAAGUGUGGGCAUUGUUCUUAUUUGUUUUUACUUUGCAUUUAUUACAUUUGCAAUUUUAUUAGAAAUGGAAAUUAUUUUUCCGUCUGCUUUGAUUUGUUGAUGAACAAUUUAGAAUCGUGUUAAACUUGUAGAACGACGGCUUUGUUUCUGUUAAUAUUAAUAAUACUAUGCGUAGAGUUAACCAAAAUAAAUAUUUUUACGUAAUGAAUUUAUUAAUAGGCGCUGCCUGGUCGGAUUUGUAAAUAUUGUAUAGUAAUUGUUAAGUUUUACAAAUUAAAUUUGAUACCCGAGGCUAAGAAUGUAUAUAGCAUAUAGAUAAAAAUACUUUGAGACAUGUGACACGCGACGAUCACACGAUGUCUACGAUCCAAACUCAUGCUUGGACUUGUUGUUAACUCCGUGUUUGUUUGGAUAUGAUAACUCAUCCCUGUGGUCGUUCAUACCGUAGUAUUUUUGUCUAGAGUGAUUGACACUUGGUUUUAAUCGGUGGUUACUGGUAAAACCCAUCACAAACAGGCGACGUCUUCGAUUUUUAAAGACGCAUUCUUUAUCGCUCGUUUAAUGUGAUGGCUUUAAUAAAUGGAGGAAUUUAAGAAGAUCUGAUUAAACGUAUGAGAAGGAAUAAAUUGAUCGAACGGUCUCGAUCAUAGGUUGUAUUGUCUUGUUUUAUCGUGGACAGAUUUCAAGACAUCGAUUGUUAAAGGAAAAUAUAUUUCUCCCAAAAAUAAUUAGAAAAAUAAAAAUAUUCUGACUUUUC